GAGAAAUCAGUGACUUAUCGGUCUUGUGUGGGGUUCUAGAGAUUAUUUGGUAGAAGUUUGUUUGUCUUGUUUUGCCAAGAGAAAGUUUUCUUAAUUUGAAUGAAAAUCUCUUUAUAGUGACUAGGAUAUGACCAUAAACAAACAUACUUAUUAUUAGCAGUGUAUGAAGUUAGUGAUAUUUUUCUUCCUUUGUGGCAAGUGUAAUUAUUCAGAGCAAAUUUGUCAUUUGAAAAUCAACAGAUGUCACUGAGUAGGAAAAAAUGCAGAAAACGAAAUGGGAAGAGCAAAGUAGAUGGAGAAUAAACCGAUAAUUGCUAGAGAUUAUUGACAGCACAGCUGAUGAAAUUAGAUAUUUCUAAGACUGCUUUCAGUAGAAAGAGGAUUCCAGAGUCCAGUCAGCCGACACAGCAUUUACUAGAAACGGGAGGGAGUCCAGUCGUUUAAUGGCUUCAUUCGCUGGAAGAGAACAAACUUAACCAACAAGUAACUAUAUUCGCUGUGAAGGAGAAUCCAGCGAGCUAAGCAAGAGCAUUCGCUGGAAGAAUUAAAAGAAGCCACUCAACCAAAUGUAGCGUUGGCUGGAAAGGACAGAACAGUCGUCCAGGAAAAGCAUUCCAUGGAGAGGAAAGCGUCGUGCUGCAGGAGGGAGGUGGACGUAGUAGGAGAGUGAAGAAGAAUAAGAGGAACACAAUCAGAGAAUAAGGGAGAAGGAGGGACCCAGCAACCAUGAAGAGGAAGUCCAUCGAGGAUGUGUGGGAGAGGGAGGAACUGGCUGUUCCUCUGCCUAUCCAGACCUUCCUCUGGCGCCAGAGCAGCCCUUUCAUUAGACCGAAGCUCGGCAAACUCCACGAGGCGACCUGUAUGUUCUGCCAGACGGCUCCGAGUCACCACGAGAUAAAGGAAGCUUCGAAGUCCCUGGAGAAAGUCCUGGUGCAGAACAUCCUCUUCGGCUUGUCUCCUUCGCUCACCGACGCCAUCAAGAGCAUUCCAAGAUGGCGUCUCAUCCAGGCGGCCAUGCCUCACGUCAUGCACUGUGCUGCUUCUCUUCUGUACCACAGACGCGACGCAGUUAACCUGGGGGCAGCCGAGACGAAGCUCCUCUAUACCUUGCACUGGAUAGUCCUCGACGCUGCCGAGGAAUGCGCUGACGCAGAUCACGAGAAGGGCAUCAACAAGGGCACGAACAUGCCCUACCAUUUCUCUGUGAUGACCAUUCAGGUAUUUGUAUAUUUGUUCGCGCCAUUGCUACACACACUCAAGGAAUCGGACUUCCAGAAUUUCCGCCUGGAAAACGGCCUGAAGAUUUGGGCAGCGCUCUGGGAGUACCGACACCCAGAUGUUCCAGCGUUCACGACCGCCGUGCGUCCAAGGAGGGUACCUGAUUUUGGGAAACGAGGAAGACGAUUCCAUCCACAACUCCACAGGCAAGUUCUCCGGGCCAAGAAGGUGCGACGCUCCAACACCCAAUUUGGGGAUGUCUUCUUAGGUGGAGGAGCCGCCCGACUAGGAAUAACUCCCGAUGAUGAUAAUCUUUUAUUCCUUCUGAAUGGCGGUAAGAGCAGGUCAGUGACCCCUCCUCCCAGCGACCUUUCUUCAUCCUCCACUCAAGACUCAAGGGUACCAGACGCUGCGAAACUCGAGGAGGAGCUGCGCCUCCUGAGUGGUAACCGCGAGGCCACGUUCCCAGAAACCAUUCCCGAAGAGACUUCCAGCACGGAAGAGGAGCAUGUGGUUAUAUUCAGACUUGGAUCCUAUCCUGACAACGACGGGCGAGAGUCUAGUGUAUACAAGGCCGAACAUCCUUCGUCGCUCCUCGGGCCGCCCACCGUCGAAGUGAGCGACACCUCGAUCCCCACCCAGCCUCCCUCGGUGGCAGCUUCGACUCCCACGGACUCCCACACGCCCAGGCUCAACGACGUCAACGCAUCCAACAAGACCAGCGUAUCGAACGCAGGCGCGAAGCCGAGUUCACUAACUGACCCAACUCUGGCGACGUUUUUGGACGUGGCCGUUUUGCGCUGCCUUUUCGUCCCUCAGUGGAUGGAAGAAGGAGUCUACUGGGCUCUGAAUUUUAUAUACAGGAGGCUACAGGACAUUGGAGAGGAGACGGGGCAUACCAUACCCCCUCGAAGACGAAGCAAUUCUCUCCCAAUACCCAAGAUUCACGUUUCCCUCCACUGUGACCCUGCAGAGGAGAGGAAGGCAAAGGAGGUCACUGAACAGAGCGACCAGUCUUCCUCGGACAAUUAUAUCAGCGACCACUUCUGCCCGAGGAGGGAAGGCCUCAGCACCCAGGGUGGCAGCACCAGGAAGAAGCUUAAACUCAAUGAGCUGAGGGCGUUCGUGGAGACGAAGCUGCGGUCCUGCUCGGAGAAGGCGCUCGAGAAGAUAGGUCACGAAGACUCGAGGAGGUCGUCAGUCUCGGAUGAUCAAGACGGGGACAGGGGUGAUUUCGGCGGCAGUUCCUGGGGUGUCGAGGGUGAGCAGAGGUCACGCCCGCACUCCGCCCUCGACCACUUCGCGGAGGAUCGCCCACCGCCUUGCAUUCCAUCUCCCAGGCUUCCUUCCUCAGGACUGGUGAAAGGCAAGAGUAUGCCUUCUUUAAGCAGCCUAACUGACGAGCUGCCUAGCUUAGGGUACGUGGGCGAGGGACGCCCUGACCGCCACUACCCACAGAUACCCGGGACGACUCACCCGAUCAUUACCGUCACCCAGCAUACCCCCUCGCCCAGUGAGCAAGGAUGGCGGGACCAGGGUUCGCAAAAUGGAAGCACGGACGCCGAGAUCAUUUACCAGCGGCCUCCACUCUCCCGAUCCCAGACCGACUCCAACAUUCAGUAUUCACACGAAGAGGAAGCUGAGGCUCCCGGGUCGACUCACUACAUAACGAGAGAUGGUCAUAUCAAUCUACAUGUUCUGCUGAGAGCAGCACAAUCCGUGAGUCAACGCGACAGCCACAUAUGUUCUCUUCGCGUGUGCGAGAUUCUCUUGCAUCUGCUCGAUUUCCUGCUCGACCUGGGUCUCCUGAAACCAACCAAGAAGUGGGAGAAAUUAGAUAAAGACAAGGGAAAUGACCACGCGGACGACGAUGGAAAGCCUUCUGAGAAACACAAGGACUUUGGUCCACAUGCCAUCUUCAUGGAUACUGUCUUCAGGAUCUUCCGUCAUCUUGGAUGCCCUCAUGGAUGUAACGAAGGCGCCCGAGGUCCUCCGGCGGACUUCCUGAGGUACACAGCCCAGGCUCUCCUGGGCAGGCUGUUUCGCUUCGACCAGAGCGAGUUCAGGAGGUUUUUGAGGACGUUUGUCAAAACCAAAUCCUUGCAUGAUGUCCUGGAGUUCUUUCACGCUUUCCUAGGAUUCUGUGUUGAUCCUGCGUCCCUUCUAUCACCCAUGACGUUGCCUGCAGGUAACAAGAGGCCGGGGACGGGCAAGGCCGUCGACAAUCAGCAAGGAGGUUAUGCCACGAACUUCGGGGCCUCCCUCGGGGGCGCCGGCUCCAGGGGCAUCGAGGGCCAACUCGUGGCGUCAGUUUUCAAGGCGCUCGUGUCGCGUUUCGUGGCUUCGAGCAAGGAGUUGAAGAACCCAGAGAAUAUGGCACUGUAUUGUGACAUCAGGCAGCUGUUAGGGUACAUUAGGGAGGGCCAUGGUGGAGUGUUCCGCAGGGUAGCUCUCUCGGGACUGAUCGACUCAGCUGAUAGACCUCACAAACAGCCCCAGAAGAUUCAGACGACUCGCGUUGUGAGGAGGGUAACAGUGGAAGAAGAACCUUACCGUGACUCUCCGAUGACCUUAGUCGACGAGGUCAGCGAUGGGGGCCGAGGGAGGAAGGGCCGUUUCAAGAAGAAGGGCACAUCAACAUCUAUCACUUCAGUAAUGAGGAAAGCCCCUUCUGUCAGCAGUGUUUAUGACGAUCAACAAGAGGAAUCUCCCGGAGGUCAGAGUCCAGCAUCGACACUUCGUCGGCGCCACCAUCAGAUUUUGGGACCCCGUCAGGAGCAGGACCACCUAGCCCCCAAUGCCCACCCCAAAUCAAGGAAGGUUUCAAAGUUAGUGAGCUGGCUUCGGGGUCGUAGCAGCGACGGCGACAGUUAUAUGGGCCCUGGGGACCCCAUUGAGCUGCCCCCCGCCGUAGCCCGUCGCCUGUCUCAUACUGCAACCCACAGUAUCUCCCACGGGUUAGUUCACGGCUUCGCUCGUCCGAGGCUCGUCACCAAACCGGGAGCUGGUCCCAUGAGCCAGAAGUUUAUUCAAGCCAGGAGGGUGGUGGAAGACCACAUUGGAAGGAUUAGCUUUGGUAAACCCAGAAAAAAAGACUGGAGCUGUGACGAAACUCCUGAAUUUUCUGUAUCUUUUCAAGAUCCAAGCCGACGUAACAGUUUAGACCAGGACGGGGGCGUUCACGAGGCAAGUGUCGUCCUAGUGAGAGAAAGGAAGCUGGUUCCUAUCGAACUUGUGAGAAAAGGGAUGCUUAGGUUCAACUUCCUGCUGGAGACUUGCCAACCGGGCGCCGUGCCCGAUUCCCAGCUCAUUGCUGCUGUUCUUGACCUGCCUGGAGCGCCAGUCGUCUCCAGAGCUGCCUUCCUGAUGGAGGUGGCGUACUUCGUGCACCGCUGCAACAGAGGGGCGUGGCCAGCCUGGCUCAAGAUGUCACUACCCAUGUACAGACCUUCCGGGCCUCUGUCAAGGGCGCCACCAUCCGGAGCUAGGAAAAUUCACAUCAUGCAAAAAGCUGCUGGACGAAUGUUUUAUCAGUGGGCUGAGGCACUGGGGAGUCGCCUGGAAGAGCUUCUGGAGGAGUCAGGACCCACCCUUGAGGAAGUCAUGGCACCAGUGAGCGAUCCUGACCACAGACAAGGUCUCAGGGCAAAUGACGAAGAGGAAGACUUUCUUGACGAAGUUAGCGUUAAUUCGGGAGGAGCCGAUUGCCCUCUUGCGCUGAAGUUAGUUGCUGUGCAACUUCUGCUUGAGAUCACCGCAUUUUUGAGAGAGACGUACACGCUGUUGCCCAAAUCGACGAGACUGUCCGUUCGAGGGGAAAGACCCUCUGGCUGGGGACCGCCCUGUGGAGGCCUAGGUCCUGGGCGGGAUCACUCGAGGCGUUGGUCUAUGGGACUUUCUUCCAUGGGAUAUUCGCACCCGUCAGCUCAAAGUCUUCAAAGUAUUGGAGAAGGCCAUCCACCUGGAUUCACAGGCGAAAGGAAAAUAAGCUUCGCUUUGCACGAUCCUGACAACAUCAGCCUUGGGAGUUCCAACACCACUGUAACGGUACAGAGUGGACAAUACUGCGACGAGGAGCGCCGGAGGAACCUGCAGGCGUCUCGGAGCCACUUCCUGAAGAAGGGGAGCGGACAGAAUUCCUUCAAGAGGCGCUCGUAUAAACUUCGGAGGAGCACAAAGGACCCUGAUUCCGACUCCAUCAAGAGAUCUGACAGCGUCCGUUCCAGGAGGAAGGUGUCCUCUGUCAGUGAGAGGUCUGACACUUCAGAGCAUCUGGAACCUGAGGUAUCCGGCGAGGAAUCGCCUGGAGUUUUGAGCAACGAGGAUCUCCCAGACAGUCCUAAUGACGCUGACCUCGAUGAAGAAAGCCUUACAUCGAAUAUGCCGUGGAUCAAGGUUGUAGUGCGGAUGUUUUCACUGUACAACAUGACUUGUACCCACCAGAACUACUGCCACCCUCAUUGCUACAAGAGAAACAUGCGCGCUUGCAAGAGGCUAAUGCACGCUGUUAGAAAAAUGUACGGCGAGGAAUUCGAGGAGCAGGAGGAGGAAGUUGUCAACCCGGUGACCCGAAGGCGCGACAAGAAGGACAAGAAGCCCACGAGGAAGGCGUCCGAGCAAGGCGCAGGAGGGCAUGGAUCUCCCCUCAGGAGGAAGGAGAGUUUUGCGAGAAGGGACAAAAUUGAUCGUAAUGUGGACAUAUCGGCUGUGUUAUCACGACUUGGCCAUCACCAAGGGUCGGCUGUACAUCUGUCAAAAGAUACUAUUGAUACAGAUGGUGACGGCAAGGAAGUGUCUAAAGACGACGCUACAGAGGAAGAGAAGAAAAAACCCAAGAAAUACGACACACCAAUCGUCAGAUUUAUGAAGACUCAGGUGAUGGGAUUGUUUCAUGCUCCCCUUUCGCUUGUCUGCAAAUCAGUAGCUGUCAUGACAGAGGACCUGCUGCUUGACGUCGUCCCACAAGCUUGGGAACUCCUAUUGGAGCAUGACAACGAGGUGACUGCCACUGCAGCCGUCGUCUUUAUUCUCGCCGGAGUAAGAAUCCCGUCGCAGGCAUCAGAGAUUAUGACGACAGAGCUCACACAUCCAGAUCCGAGCACUCGACUCAACGCCAUACUGAGGUUCCAAGUCUUAUGGCGAUCCCGGUAUCAAGCGUGGACACGCAUGGAGGAAGGUGGACAGUUGACUUUCAAAGUUCCACCCCACGGGAUUGAAUUCACUCUGCCAUCUCCCAAGAUAGGAGUGGAGUCACUCCCUGUGGUAGAUCCUCCGUGGAUGCCUCAUUUCAAGACGAAUGUGGAGGAAGUCACCGUUAACCAGAUUCAGCAUAGAUCGUAUGUCACUGCUACCAGGACGAGACGCAAGUUACAGGCUGAAAUGGUGCGAUCUGCCCUGGAAGCGGAGGAGAAGAAGAGGAGACUCGAGAGGGAGAAUUUCCUACUGACAACAGUUCCAGUGACCAUUCAAGCGGCUUAUGAACCUGCCCUGCAUCAUGUGUCUCCAGAUGAUCAUGAAGAAGGGGAAGAAGAAGCAGACGCUGUUAGGAGCACUGGCCACCACAUGUCCGUGGCCCAACAGCUCUUCCCAUCCUGCCUCUGUUCAGCUGUUCUGACUAUCAUUCACUUGUUGGACGAUCCAGCUGUGACCCCUGACGGCAUUGCGGUCUAUGAAGCUGCUCAACAGGUUAUCUGGUCCUGCCUGGUGGAGGACUCAGCCUUGUUCCUUCGAUUUUUCUUGGAGAAGCUGACACGCGAAAGGCAAGACGUGAUGGUGAGGCUACUGAGACGCCUAGUAAGGUUCAUCCCAAGACUUCCUUCUCAGGCUGCGUUUGCUCUUUACAACUAUAUGGUGGGCUACGUUAUGUUUUAUGUCAGGAGUCCACAAGAGGCAUCUCAAGAGCACAUUGCUUCUGCUCUGUCUAUCCUUUGGACGGUGGUUCCUAGUAUCCAAGGAAUCUUGUUCAAGGACUUGAAGCAAAUCUUCCGCAAGGAGCAGUGUGACUCAUCCUUGUUAGUCACUGCUAAUGUUCCCUCAGCCAAGAAAAUCAUUGUCCAUGGGCCAGGAGGUGCUGAUGCAGGAGGUAUCCCAUCUCAGUUUCCCAUUCAGGAAGACACCCAAUUCUGCCAGAUUCUUCAAGAGAGCUUGGACUUCUUUGGCAUCCCAGAAAACGACCAUAAAUAUUACUUUCUGGUGGACCAUAAAACCAAUCAGAUUCACAACCCACAGUCUUAUGUCAGAGACUUCUAUUUCUUCAAGAGAGCUCAGUACCCGCAAUUGCUAAUGGUCCACAUGGAACCUGACGCAGCAUAUAACGCUCUUCAGAGACAAGCCUUCACGCAGAAAUUCCUCGAAAUUGGGAAAGUACUCAUGGCGUGGUCAAUUUUGCAACGCCCCGAUCAGGUUGCACAGCGCGUAUUUUUCCUCCAUGAAGAGCUGACGAAGCUACCGUCCUUCCCUCGGAAGGCCCUUGAAGCUGAUUUCCAUUUGUACAAAGGAGGUGCUAUGGGCAAGGAAGUACGUGGGUUAGACCAGCUGCACAAAUACAUGUGGGUGCAGCUGGUGACACGGAUGUUUGAAGGGAUGGCAGGCAACCUGACCUACACCACGGACAUGCAUCUGUUUCUCAAUGUCAUCAACGGUGCCCUCCUCUUGCACUGCGAAGAUUCUUCGAUGCUGAGACUCUGCAUGGCCUCCUAUAUCAACGCAGCUCAUUAUUUCAAGAACCUCUUUUCCACGAAUGGGUACUUAAUGAUCAUGCCAACGAUCAUGAGAGUAUACAGUAACUACCAGAGCAACAAGAUGGUUGUUAAUGUUAUUGAAUUCGUAGUUAAACAACUGUACAUCCUUCACCGGAAGCCUUUCAUCCUGCAAAUGCUGGGAUCCGUUGCACCUAUCUUGGACAUGGAUGAUGCAACUGUUUAUGGAGACGCUAACAAGAUCCAGCCCAGGCGCCUCUUUGAUCUUCUCUUGUCUCUGGAACGUAACCACGAGGACCCUGUUCACAUUCUCGACCUGCUUACGAUUGACAAACCACUGAAGGCUCUGGACUUCUGCUAUCAUGAAGAAUCCGAUACCGUCACGCUUCUGGAAGCCGUUGAUAUGUGCGUUACAGUCGUUGCGUACUCUGCAGAUUCCAAGAGAGGACACCAGAUGCUGAUUAUUCUAGAGGCCAUUUUGGGUCUGGUCCUGCGACACCUUCAGUCUACAGCAGGGCGUGACCUCCGUCAGGAGAAGGAAACGAUACACCACGUUGCUGUUGCCAUGAAAACCCUAGUUAGCAAUAGUGAGCCGUUAGCCAAGAACUACACAGGACCCCAGAAGUCAUCAGGCGAGGGUAAGGGGUCAAGCCGGGUCACUUAUUCAAAAGCCUCAAAGGCCUACAAUCCUGCCAUUGAAAUCGAUGACGAUUCCCAUUCCAAGUACAUGAGCGACUCUAAGAGAUAUCAGACUUAUGAAAGGGACAUUGAAGACUCUGAGGCGCUUCGCUAUGAUUUUCGACAACCCCGAGAUACACUGCUUCACGUCGUGGCCGAGUUUCUAACUACUUGUUCAACCAGACUCAAUGAGAUAAACAAGAAAUCUGGACAGGAGAGCAAACAUUCGGAUUUACUCGACACAAAAAGUCAUCUGCGUUUGGCCGAAGUAGCUCACAGCCUCCUGAAGGUGGCACCCUAUGACCCUGCAACUAUGGGAUGCCGUGGGUUACAGAGGUACAUGAAUGAGAUCCUUCCUCAUCCUGACUGGUCCCAUGAGGACUUGAGACCAGCCCUAGUCAAUAUCCUGAGAAGACUUGAUAAGAUGUUUAAUAAGAUUGCCAAGAAAAAUUCUAUUCGGCGAUUGAUCGACUGGGCAGCAGCAGCUAAUCUUUUGAAGGGCGUCUACACGACUCUUUCAAGAUACCCAUAUAUUGCACAUCUUCCUCACCUCAAAAUGGUCGUUCAAGUUUGUCAGUCUCUCAUUUUGGGAGAAAGGAUCGGUGAGCUGGAAGGGCACAGCAUCAAUACCUGGACCACAACACCUCCUCAGCACUUCUGCUCCAUGGUCGUGAAAAUCAUAGCGAUGCAGAUCUUGGCUCUAGGGAUGUUCAGCGACGUAACAGGGGUGACAUACUCCCUUGAGCAGAUAUGUGGUGGGUCCUCUCUGUUCCCGACUUCAGACAAGACCGAGAAUAUGAUCAUGAACCUUCUGCUGCCUCUGUGUCUGCGAGUCGGGUGCGGGCGGAAAGAUGCUCCUCGAAUGCGACAGGCAGAUAUCAGCUUCACCCUGACAGUUAUUCUGCAUGCCAUGAACCCUCCUCUGGCCAAAAUCGCGCCCCUUCAUGGGCCACAGGCCAGGACAGUGCCAGCCUCUGAUCCCAGGUCUCAGUCGUGGUCUCAGCAGCAGAUUGAUCCGAAAACUCUGCCGAAAGUGAAACCCACGAUACUCAAGAUUGCUUUUCUAGGUUUAAAAGUGAUGAUGGUAUGCUUCGAGAAGCACCUCUCACAGGACUGGCACCGCGUUCUCCACUGCCUCCGAGAUAUGGACGCCCGAGGAGAGGGAGGUAUCGCCUUGUGGGACUUCUUGGAUUUCGUGGUAUCCUACAGGACUCCUCUUUUCAUCCUUAUGCGACCUUUCAUCCUGACUAAACUAUACCAAGAGACUUCAGAUGAAGGAAGCGAACAGUACCAGCUGAUUAUCAGAGAUCGUGUCCACGGCUGGUCUCUGCCACCUGCCAAAUGCCGAGGGUCUCUGCUGCUAGAUCUCGCCCACCAGGUCAAGCAACUGAAGGAGGAAGUGGUCUCGGCUAAAAAGUCAGGGGAAAUGGACGUCAGACCGUCAGCCUUGGAAAUCCAGAGCGAAGUGUCUCAGGUCAGCAGGCGCCCAAGACUGUCCUAUGCGGGCCCUCCUUCGGAAUGUCCCCCUCGACACAUGACGUCUCCGCCCUUGAGAUCGAAAGGUUCGGUCUCCGGAUUCACUCUAGGAGGGCCUAAGGGUCUCCGAAGGGGGUUCUCCUUGCAUUCCCAUACCAGUCCUGCUCCCCGUCUUCCUCCCAAAGACUCCUCUGAACAACUUCCUCAACUCCCUGCCGCUGCCCAACCUCGAAGAACCUCAUACGCCGGGGAAUGCCAACCCUUCCCAGACUCCUUGCGGACCUCCCCGCACGACUCCUCCUCUGAGCCCCGUCUCUACCGCAAGACACUAUUUCUGAGGAAAAGAGGAUCUAAACCUAACCUACAGGCAAGCAGUGUUCCUGUUUUACAAGGUGGCGAGGACAGCAGCAUAUCGACACCUACCAGCCCAGGGGAGGGAGGAACAGGGAACGGCAAUGGGACUCCCGAGGGCGGGUUGAACAGCAGUCAGGAGAGCGUGCGAGGGCGUCACCGCCUUCAGCGCCAGAUGGCCCAGUCCAGGAAGACCUUCAGGUUCCGCAAGAGCAAACAUGGACACGUUGAGACCCAGGAACGAACACCUCAGGUGGCCCACAUUGAGGUUGAGCCAGCUCGACUGCCACCGAUGACCGGAGGUCAGAUGGUCGGGGGCGAGGACCCUGCCCUGAGGGAGCUCUCGGUACCUCUGAUCCCUGACGACGAGUUCUCGACUCAGAGCCACCCAUCGACCACGAAGAGGGACAGACCCAGACGUCUGUUACCACCUGGCUUUCCACGCCGCCCGCCAUUCAUCUUUAAAUCGGGCAUAAUUCAACCGGAACCCGAAAGCGCCAGCGAAAUCAGCUACAUGGAGACCUCUACCAUGUCUGGUUACAGAGAAAGCUUCGGUGGGUUCGACAUGAGUCUGCAAGAGUUGGAGCGACUGGAGAUGCAGGUGCGCACUGGGAAGUACAAAGAACCCUUAACAGGUCCUCACGGUCCUACUAGGAAGACUGGAAUGGCAGAAACUCGCUUCCAUGAACCACCACCUAUUUUGGGCCAGGCUGAGGUUCUUCAGGAUUCUGGUUUAGACAUUCUACCAGCUGUGGUGCCUCCUCCAGCUCCUUGGGGACCUCCUCAGCAUGAAGAUGGACAGACAACUCCGAAAACCCUAUCUGGAACUCCUCACAAAUGCUUACAACAUUCUCCACAUCAUUCUUUCCCUGUUUCUUCUCACCACCAACCUCAGCCUCAUCAUUCUCACCAUUCUUGUCCCUCUCACGGGUCUCACUCUCCCCAUUCUCAUCACGAACACCAUCAUGCUCAUCAGCCUAUACUGUCUAGUCCACAGGCCCCUUGCUCCAUUCACCAGGCCACGCACCACAUUCACACAUCACAGGCCAAGCACGCCAUUCCAGUGGAGCAUGUGCUCGAGCAUGCACACUCGGUGCACCCACCAGUUAUUCAUCAUUCACAAGAAAGCCAUUCGGUUCACGCAUCUUCAGGCUAUACAGUGCGACAGACACAAGCGAUUCAUUCGUCUCCUUCAGGACACACCACACACGCUGCUCAUUCCACGACCUCUUCCCACCCAGUCAAGUCAUCCCUCUCGGUGCACUUUGCCCCGCCAAGCCAUUCAGAACACUGCUAUCAUUCCCAUUCUCCCAGAUCGACGCCAGAACAUGGGCACGGACACAAGCCUCGAGCUGAGGACUCCAGACCAAGCAGUCAUUCCCAUCACGUCAGUUAUGCCAUGGCGCAUUCACACGUCCACCCACAAACGUCGCACACAGCUCACUCGGUUCAUUUCCAUACAACCCACGCCCACACUGGUCAUGAAAUGGCGUCUCACUCCCACACAGCUCACGAAGCGGUGACUCAUUCUCACGCCUCUCACGAAACGUCUCAUUCUCACGCAGCGCACCACCACAAACACUCGAUACAAGUGAGUCAGACAUCUCAUUCCUCCUCUGGCCAUUCCCAACCCACCGUUUGGCGCCAUUCCUGGACGGAAGGGGAGGCAAAGGAGCAGCGCGUCUGGACGGGGCACGAGAGAUUUGACCCGCGUCCUCGGGACAAGGAGAGACCGAGUCCGUCGGCACGUGGCCGAGAGGAAAUGGGGUUGCUGGGACACGACCACGAAGAACACGAACGCGAAAGAGGUUACGAAAAGGCCACUCCGACGAGGCGUGGGUGGGAGGAUCCUAAGGAGAGGAGAGCUGACGACAGCAACAACACGGGCGAAUACACUUCCCUUCUGAGGAGGCUUGACCGCAGAAGUCCCUCGGAGCAGUCCUUGCUUGUGGCAUUCAGUGAGAGAGACGAAGAUACCUUAAUCUAGGAAGGAAUGCCGAUCAAUACUGGCUGUAAUUAAUAUUAUGACUCCAGAUCCAUGGCUUUUGAAGGUCACUGUCCGUAUAGUUCACUGAGAGGAACGAUGAUACUCGGAUCUAAAGAUAUCUCAGUCUAAAUGACAAUCUAUUUGGGAUAUGAUGAAGUCUGUCAUAUUUUCCCAUAAUUCUUCAUAAUUGGGGAAAAAUAAAGGAAUACAGAAUUAUUAUCUAAUGUUCUUUAGAAAAAAGCUAUUUGUGUUAAAUUACACGUAAGUCCAUUUAUAGGUAUUACAACUAAUUAGAGGAAACUAAAGCAUUUAUCUUUGCAGAGUUAUAUUCAAAGAUGAGCCUUUAAAGAUAAAAUGAUAGGACUCCAAACUAUUUUUAUACUGUUAUUGAAAGAGGAUUAUUAAUCGUUAUCAUAAAGUUGCAUAGUUUAAAAUUCUGAAUCUGUAUGCUUUAAAUUAUUAUUGUUAAGGUAAACAAUAUUCAAACAAAACUGUACACCCACAAGCACUUGAUAACACAAUUGUAUUGGGAUAAAAAUUUAUAGACUACUCAAACAUUUAUUUACAGGUACGAAUAUAUGUAUAUAUAUAUAUAUAUAUAUAUA
Messenger RNA from Macrobrachium nipponense, 13013 nucleotides. It is a transcript of the gene unc80, whose product is annotated as protein unc-80 homolog. Gene Ontology annotation, molecular function: monoatomic cation channel activity. The transcript has 78 exons. Gene Ontology annotation, cellular component: axon; cation channel complex. Gene Ontology annotation, biological process: monoatomic cation homeostasis. The record is from RefSeq and is a predicted model, not a curated record. Lineage: Eukaryota; Metazoa; Arthropoda; Malacostraca; Decapoda; Palaemonidae. Bases 727 to 12408 code for a protein of 3893 amino acids.